Molecule: messenger RNA, 792 nt
Organism: Bufo bufo (common toad)
Lineage: Eukaryota; Metazoa; Chordata; Amphibia; Anura; Bufonidae
Gene: PRR13
Product: proline rich 13
Exons: 4
Coding region: 116-517 (133 amino acids)
Cellular component (GO): nucleoplasm
Source: RefSeq, a predicted model, not a curated record
GAAAUGCAAGGUGGGCGGGGCCAAAAGUAAAAAAUAGUCCAAAGUCUCCCGGAAAUAAAAUACAGGACGAGCAGGAGGAGGGUUGUGCUGACAGAAAGAAUCUUCAAACAAAACCAUGUAUCCCAAUACUCCAGGGCAGCCCGGUUACCCACCAAAUCCAGGAUAUCUACCACCCACUAAUCCAGCUUACCCUCCAUCUACACAGCCUGGAUACCCCUCAGGACAACCAGUAUAUCCCCCAGGGAACCCUGCUUAUCCUCCUGGUCAGCCUGGAUAUGCUGUCGGGCACCCAAGUUAUCCUGGACAACCUGGUUAUCCUGGACAACCUGGUUAUCUCCCUCCACAUUCUGGUCCUUGCCCACCAGUCAUGCCAGGGUAUCCAGGGAAUCCUAUGAUGCCUGGUUAUCCAAUGGAUAAAAAAAUGAGAAAGAAGAUGAAGAAGGCAAACAAAAAAGCACACAAGCAGCAUGGCUAUGGGAGGAGAUCUUCAUCCUCCUCUUCCUCUAGCAGUGACUAAAACAUUCAAAAUUAUUGAAAAAAUCCUCAGGGUUAAUCCCCUGCACCAAAGUGUAGCAUGCACAGAUUUCACAGAAGACAAGCCUGCUGCAGACCCAAGUGUCUUAUGUAUGUUAUUAUCCUGGAUGAAUGUAAUUAUACCCGCAGCGUCUUGUGGUUAUUACUCUGCUAGAGCGAUGCCAUACAUUCCUGCUAUGAUAAUAUAUAUUAUCAUUGUAAACUGAAAAGGACUUGCUUCUAAAAAUAAAGUUUUAAUUUACUAUACAAUUAACCUUU